AUGGGGGGAAACUGGAUCAGAAAAGAAACAAAUUGUUUUGGUGGGAUGGUCAUGGCUCUGGCAGCUGUGUUAUUCUCUUGUCUUGUGAUUGGAGUCACUGGUCAAGAUGGACAGGCAAUGACUGCAGAGGAGAAGUCCGAAAUCAGGGACCAAAUUCUAGAGAUGUUUGAUCAUGCCUAUAACAGUUACAUGGACUAUGCCUACCCAGCAGAUGAGUUGAUGCCCCUCAGCUGUAGAGGAAGGGUAAGAGGGCUGGAACCCAAUCGAGGAGACAUUGAUGACUCUCUGGGAAAGUUCUCUUUAACAUUAAUAGACACUUUAGAUACUCUUGUGUUGUUAAACAAACUGGAUGAAUUUGAGGAGGCUGUGAAGAAGACCGUGCGAGAUGUCAGAUUUGAUAAUGACAUCGUCGUCUCUGUCUUUGAGACCAAUAUCCGUGUGCUGGGUGGCUUGUUGGGUGCCCAUGUCAUGGCAGAUGUUCUAAAGCAGCGUGGAGAGAAAAUGCAGUGGUACAGAGAUGAACUGCUACACAUGGCCAAAGAACUGGGCUUCCGCCUCCUGCCUGCCUUUAACACCUCCAGUGGCCUUCCUUAUCCUCGAGUAAAUUUGCGCUAUGGGGUCAUCAGCCCCCUUUCUCGGACCGGAACGGAGUCGGACACUUGCACUGCUUGUGCAGGCACCAUGAUUCUGGAGUUUGCAGCUCUCAGCCGACUGUCCGGGGACCCAAUCUUUGAGGAGCACGCUAGGAAAGCUUUGGAUGUCCUCUGGGAGAAAAGGCAAAGAGGAAGUGACCUUGUCGGCACUGUGAUCAACAUCCACAAUGGAGACUGGGUUCGCAGAGAUAGUGGUGUUGGCGCUGGAAUCGACUCUUAUUAUGAAUACUUGAUGAAAGCUUAUAUUCUUCUUGGGGACAAGGUGUACCUUAACAGAUUCAACACACACUACAGUGCCAUUAUGAAGUACAUCAGCCAGCCUCCUCUGCUGCUCAACGUGCACAUGCACAACCCCACUGUAAAUGUGCGAAGCUGGAUGGAUUCCUUGCUUGCCUUCUUCCCUGGGCUACAGGUUCUGAGAGGAGACUUGAAACCUGCCAUAGAGACUCAUGAGAUGCUGUAUCAAGUGACUAAACAGCACAAUUUCCUCCCCGAGGCCUUCACCACCGAGUUCAGAGUUCACUGGGGCCAGCACCCAUUGAGACCGGAGUUUGCUGAAAGCACAUAUUUCCUUUACAAAGCCACAGGUGAUCCUUACUAUUUGAAAGUAGGCCAGUCUAUAGUGGAGAAGCUAAACACUCACGCUCGGGUCCCUUGUGGCUUCGCCGCCGUACAGGAUGUGAGGACAGGAACGCAUGAGGACAGGAUGGAUUCCUUCUUCCUGGCUGAGAUGUUUAAGUACCUCUACCUGCUCUUCUCAGAGAAGAGCCAGUUGCCUAUAAACAUUGAUGAUUAUAUUUUCACUACUGAGGCUCAUUUGCUCCCAGUAUCUCUGUCUACAACCCAACCCCCCUGCCAUACCAACAACACAGAACCUCAAGCUCAUGAAGACGAUUUAUUUUCAUACUCGUGUCCCAGUGCUCAAACCCUGUUCCCUAACAACCCCACCUUUGCCAAGACAAUCAGGGACAGUUAUAAAUACCUCACCGGUGUGGGAAGAGCCCAGCAGGCCUCAUCUGUCAGGGGGAUUGAACUGCCUCUUCAUGACACGGGCCUGGAGCCAAUCGAGUUUCUGAAAAGCAUGGGCAUCUCUCUGACACCCCUUACUGAGUUGGUCUCUGCCAGCCAAGGCUCAGCAUUUCAGGACUCUCAGAAGGGUGUGUACAAGUUAAAGCUGGUUGCUGAGGUGAGCCAAACACCGGAGCAUGAGGAAGUGGUGCCACUAAUUGUGCAGCUCAUUUCCCCUCCGUUUUUGGGUCAAACAGUCCUUACGGCGGGGCCAGCAAAGUUUGGAACGGAUCUUACCAAACAAGAGCAUGGGGUGAAAGGCAGCAUUGUGAAGAGUGUUCCCUAUACGGCGUGUGGGCCGAUUGAAAACGCAGUAGAGCUGCAGGGACACAUAGCACUGGCACUGAGGGGAGACUGCAUGUUUGCUGCCAAAGCUCGGCGCCUGCAGGAAGCUGGAGCAACCGGAGUCAUCUUCAUUGAUCACAGAGAUGGCAGCAGCAGUUCUGAGACUCCACUCUUCCAGAUGGUUGGAGAUGGAGAGCCUACCGAUGACAUCACAGUUCCCCUGGUGUUCCUCUUCAGCAAAGAGGGAGCUGUACUCACUGCCGCUCUGCAAGAACAUCACAAUGUGGAUGUCCUCUUGCUACCCAAAGAAAGACAACUAGGAAAAGAAAAACCUGAGAAGCUAAAUAUUAAGUUCCGUUUAGCUAAGGAAGGAGAGUUCGCCGAGGGUGAGACUGAAAGCACUACCAUCCAGCUAGUGCUGGACCAGAGCGAGACUGACACAGAGACAAACAAUGAGGCCGCAUCGUUGAACAGGGAAAACCAGGAGACCUGCAGCUCUCCGCUGAAAGACCCUGAGAGCAGCCCCUGACACUGGGAUCAGCCGUGACCACGGUCCCCUUCACAGAACGCAGGGCUGUUGCUCCCUGUCACCGAUCUCGGAUCAGAAAAUGCAGGCUGUGCUAUGGAAAAUGUACCAUCUGAGCUCCUCACAGGGGGAUCACAAGUCCUCCCCUGGUUAAGAUUGGUCUUAUCUUGCAUAGUUGGGGACUAUAUUGAUCUGCACAGAGUGAGAUGGUACAACACAUGAAGCUGCUGUCUCUCUGAUAUCGUGGUAGUUGCAAUAGAUUCUUCUCAGUUGUCUACAAUUGAAAAGCAUCGGUUUUGGGUAAUAAAGAGGUGUAAAAGAUUCUCUCACGCCACUUUAUGUGGAUCAGGUUUAUUUUAAUGUUUUUCAUUCACUGCAGAUCACUGGUUCUCAGUUUUGUG
Messenger RNA from Carassius auratus (goldfish), 2933 nucleotides. Its product is annotated as ER degradation-enhancing alpha-mannosidase-like protein 3. Bases 1 to 2535 code for a protein of 844 amino acids. Lineage: Eukaryota; Metazoa; Chordata; Actinopteri; Cypriniformes; Cyprinidae. Gene Ontology annotation, biological process: endoplasmic reticulum mannose trimming; carbohydrate metabolic process; mannose trimming involved in glycoprotein ERAD pathway. Gene Ontology annotation, molecular function: mannosyl-oligosaccharide 1,2-alpha-mannosidase activity; calcium ion binding. The record is from RefSeq and is a predicted model, not a curated record. Gene Ontology annotation, cellular component: membrane; endoplasmic reticulum. The transcript is spliced from 20 exons.